UCUCUUACUAACACGGAAACAUAAGAGAUGAAGCCAAGGCUUGAAUCCAGAAAUAUGGUGAAAUGUUGCCUUCCAAAUUCAAAACUCUACCAUCUAGCUUUGGCAUUGUGUCUUAGCUCUUUAUGUGAUACAAGGGUGGGUGCCUCAAUUCAUGAAUACAAGGAUGGUGCUUUUAUUCGUCGUUACAAUUCAUACUUCUUUCAUGGCGGAAGUGAAGGCCUUUACGCAUCCAAAAAUCAUGAUGAUAUCCAAGAAGACAAGCCUGUCAAGGGAAAAUCGUUCAUCAGGUUUGAGUCCAUAAUUUUUAGAAGACCGAAGGAGUCAGCAGAAAGGAAGAAUGAAAUGCAGCAAAAAACAGGAUUGCUGGAAGCUUUAAUAGUUCCAAUCAAAGAUAGAGACAAGAUUGGUGGAUCUUAUCUCAACUCCACCGCAAUAUGCUGCACUCCAGAACUCGCCAACAGCGGUUCUUGUAAAGUAGGAGAAGUAAUUAUUCACGACGAUCCAAACAGCUCCCCAGACGGACCAAAGAGACUUCAGACAUUCUUCGAGGGAAACAAUGAAGUGGCCGAGAUGGUUCUUCAGACAGUGGAAAUAACCCAUGACGGAAUGUACUAUCUCUACUUUAUGUUCUGUGAUCCAGAACUACUUGGAACGACGAUAAGCGGAAGAACAGUUUGGAGGAACCCGGAUGGAUAUCUCCCUGGAAAGAUGGCACCUUUGAUGCCUUUCUCUGGUUUCAUGUCACUAGCUUACCUUGGACUUGGACUCGUCUGGUUUCUUUGGUUCACACGCUACUGGAAAGAUGUCAUACAGUUGCACUUUCACAUUACCGCAGUUAUAGGUUUGGGUAUGUCUGAAAUGGCUCUGUGGUACUUUGAGUAUGCUAACUUCAACGCAAAUGGGAGUCGACCGGCGGCCAUAACCUUUUGGGCAGUCACAUUUAGUGCCGUUAAAAAAACUGUUUCUCGUCUUCUCUUGCUAGUGGUCUCCAUGGGGUAUGGUGUUGUGAGGCCAACACUUGGUGCUUUGACGUUGAAGGUGCUUCUUCUUGGUGUGGGUUAUUUUAUGGCAUCUGAAGCACUUGGGUUGUUUGAGAAUCUAGGUAAUAUUAAUGACUUCUAUGGGAAAGCUAGACUUAUUCUUGUGUUGCCAGUUGCUGUCUUGGAUGCCUGCUUUAUUGUCUGGAUCUUCUCGGCAUUGUCCCAAACCCUGGAGAAACUUCAGGUGAGAAGAAGUGGAGCAAAGUUUGUGUUGUACCAGAAGUUCACCAAUUCUCUUGCUGCAUCAGUUCUAGUGUCCAUUGCUUGGAUAGGUUAUGAGUUGUACUUCAAUGCGGCCGAUCCGUUGGGAGAGUUAUGGAGAAGAGCAUGGAUCAUCCCAGCUUUCUGGGCUUUGCUAGCAUAUAUGCUUUUGAUUGUUGUAUGUGUUCUUUGGGCUCCCUCCCCUAAUCCAACAAGGUAUUCAUAUUCAGAGGAGAUGGGAGAUGAUAUCGAAGAUCAGGAGACUCCAUUUGUAUCGGGUGGUGGAGUUAAAUUAGGGGGUGGAGAUGUAGCAAGCAUGGCAAUGUUGGAGAUCAGAAAGGAGAAGAAGCUAUCAACUACAUUACCACCACCACCACCACCUGCUGCAUCAGAGUACUACGUUUUUCGACUUGGCGAAGAUUUGGAGGAAAACAAAAGGGAGUAAAUAGGUCAAAUAUAGCAUGGGUUAACUAAUUCAUUAACUACACGAUUGAAAAGACAGUGAUUCACAAAUUAUGUCACGGAGAUAGUUGGUAUAACAGGUGGAUGUCACAUGAAGUGAUGAAUGACUAGUCGCACACAGUUAGCUCCAUUCUUACAAACAGGGAUUCAACCCUUUAACUCAUGAUUGAAGUACGAUGCGAACUUUUGCCCAAAAAAAGAGUCUGAGGCGACCAAACCACUUAUUAAUUCCUUCAAUUUGGAGAUGGUCUUUCCCAAUGCCUGAUCAUGUGACGAUUGCAUUACUUAUUUUGUAAUAAAUAUUGACAUUGGGUAGUGAUGGUUGUUCUUUGUAUCUAUGUCCUAAGA
This is a messenger RNA of Linum tenue, 2051 nucleotides long. Lineage: Eukaryota; Viridiplantae; Streptophyta; Magnoliopsida; Malpighiales; Linaceae. The record is from the annotation of a GenBank genome assembly.